Microcebus murinus (gray mouse lemur) is the source of this 3654-nucleotide messenger RNA. Lineage: Eukaryota; Metazoa; Chordata; Mammalia; Primates; Cheirogaleidae. The record is from RefSeq and is a predicted model, not a curated record.
UAUAGAUGCAACAGUGUCCUGGUACCUCCUUGAGACAGGCCUUCUGCAGAGACAAAUUGCUCCUGCCUCGUGCACAGUGGCCUGGAUCUCUGCUUCAUCCAAAGGGUGAAGUUAUAGAGUCACUGUGACCCCUAAGCCACAGAAAACAAGGACUUCAGAGGUAGUUAUUUUUUCACCAGAUUUUACUCUUUUUUCCUUUGAACCAGAGAUACCAUGUGGGCGUAUUUACCUGGUGUCUCAGUCUUCUCUCUGGAACAUAGGACUUGCUAAUAAUAGUAUUUGCUAUAAUUUCCCUCAAGUUUUGAAAAAUGUGCCUAGUGGAACUGUUUGAUUUAAAAUUUCCUCCCUGCCUUUCUUCUGAUCAGCAUAAAUACACAUAUUGCUUGCCUAUCUGUGCUGGGGACGGAGAAACUGAAUGAGACCCAAAAAUCCUGCCUUCCCAGGUGAGCAUCUUCUGUUGGGGCCACCGAAUGGCACAGUGGCAAUUGUGCUGUCACAUAUCUCGUGCUGCCGUAUUGAUGGCGGAGGAGAGAGAGGAUCUAACAGGCCAAGGCCGCAUGUGAAUGAGCUGAGAAGUUGAUGUGGGAAGACUUCCUGGAAGAGGAGGCCUGCAAUCUGAAUCCUGGAAUAACGAGUUGCAGUUGCUCAGGGUGGGACCGUCCGUGGAGCGGGCGCCAGGAUGCCCCGGUGGUGUGGGUGACCGGCUGUCCAGCCCCAGCACUGCCCAGGCCCGCAUGCCGCCGCCCCGCGAGGAUUGCUCCCUGAGGGCUGCCUGGGGCCCCGUGCCUGUUGUGUCCUGACAAGGAGCCCCCAGCAGCCCGUUCCCACCCCGCCGCCCUGGGGGGCGGAGGAGCCGCAGGAGUGAGCUUCCCGAGCCGGCGGAGCAAGCAAGCGACUGACGGUGGAGGGACCCUGGGCAACGGGCUUCGCGGCUGGCUGGAAACAUUUUCCCCAAGCGGUUGCGCAAAAUGACCAGCCUGUUCCGUCGGAGCAGCAGCGGCGGCGGCGGCGGCGGCGGGAGCGGCACGGCCGGGGCGCGCGGGCCCGGGGCCGGGGGCGGCGCGGCCGCAGCCCCGCAGGAGCUCAACAACAGCCGGCCGGCCCGCCAGGUGCGCCGCCUGGAGUUCAACCAGGCCAUGGACGACUUCAAGACCAUGUUCCCCAACAUGGAUUACGACAUCAUCGAGUGCGUGCUGCGCGCCAACAGCGGCGCCGUGGACGCCACCAUCGACCAGCUGCUGCAGAUGAACCUGGAGGGGGGUGGCGGCAGCGUCUACGAGGACAGCUCCGACUCAGAGGAUAGCAUUCCCCCGGAGAUCUUGGAAAGGACUUUGGAACCUGAUAGCUCCGAUGAAGAGCCCCCACCUGUGUACUCCCCUCCAGCCUACCACAUGCACAUGUUUGACCGGCCUUACCCUCUGGCUCCCCCCACACCGCCUCCCCGGAUUGAUGCACUGGGCUCCGGACCUCCUCCCAGCCAGAGGCGCUAUCGGAACUGGAACCCACCACUGCUGGGCAACCUCCCUGAUGACUUUCUCCGCAUCCUGCCCCAGCAGCUGGACAGCAUACAGGGUAACCCGGGAGGACCCAAGCCUGUGAGCAGAGAGGGAGGCCUGCCUGCCACGGCCGGGCCUGGGCCCCGAGACCAGGAGAGCCGCUGGAAGCAGUACCUGGAGGACGAGAGGAUCGCGCUCUUCUUGCAGAACGAGGAGUUCAUGAAGGAGCUGCAGCGCAACCGCGACUUCCUCCUUGCCCUGGAGAGAGAUCGAUUGAAAUACGAAUCCCAGAAAUCCAAGUCCAGCAGUGUGGCUGUCGGAAACGACUUCAGCUUUCCCUCUCCUGUCCCAGGAACUGGUGACUCCAACCCCGCUGUGUCUGAAGAUGCCUUAUUCAGGGACAAGCUGAAGCACAUGGGAAAGUCCACCCGGAGGAAGCUGUUUGAACUCGCCCGAGCCUUCUCUGAAAAGACCAAAAUGAGGAAGUCAAAGAGGAAACACUUGUUGAAGCAUCAGUCGCUAGGGGCUGCCGCGUCCACAGCCAAUCUCCUGGACGACGUGGAGGGCCACGCUUGUGAUGAAGACUUCCGGGGAAGGCGGCAGGAGACCCCCAAGGUGGAGGAAGCCCUGCGAGAAGGACAGUAAGAGGUGCCAGCAGCUCCUCCUCUCCGGAGGUGAUGUGACCCCGUGGGGACAGCCAGAGUGCAACACUGGCUCCCAGCCGAAGGGCCCAGCUGCAGCCAGAGAGAUGGUGCUUGAGAACCGAGGCCUAGUGGUCUUCCGGCCACAGUCCAGCCCAGCCACUGCCAUUUUCCUUGGGACUUAGAACUUCAGAGUUGCCAUCCUGCUGUCAGAGGACGGACUUGGGGCUAGAGGCACCAGCCAAUCAGAGCCCCUUGUGUAGCCAGGCUUUUUUCUAUGGGCAAGGAGUGGAAAUGCGGGAACCAACCCCCCUUCUGAAAAAAAAGAAAUUCCAGGAAACAUGCAAAAGUUGGAGUAUGGGAAAAAAUGUCAAGAUGACCCUGCCAGAGGCUCUGGUCUGAAGGUGGAGCUCCUACCUCCUGCCCUUCCCCAUCUCUCCUGCGGCAGACUCUACCAGCCCCCACCCCCAGCCCCCUCAGGCCACCUUGUGCCCUUCCUCCCCGAAGCCUCCUGCACCUUGGCCUUUCCCCGGUGCCGACCCUCCGCACGCCCCCUACCCACAGUGCGGGUGGGAGAUGCCUGGGCACCCUCUGUCGGGCAGCCUCCCUCUCCCCCAGCAAGGAUGGGGAGGGUGGGGCCCCGGAGCUGGAGGACUCAGGCUAGGCAGGGUCUUUAGUUUGGCAGGGGACAAAAGCCAGUUCCGGAGUCCUGCCACAGUGGAGGCCCACAGACGGAAGUCAAGCGGUCCUCUAAGGGUGGCAGCGGCGGUUCAGAGUGACCCAGUGAGAAGGCGCGGGCGGAAGAGCCAGGUGGAGGGGCCGUGCGCCUGGGGCAGAAGGGCUCGCCGGGUGCCGCUUGCGAAGAGCCAGGUGCUGCGAGGAGGAGGGAGACUCCGACCCCACGGACGCUAACCCGGCACCAACCACUGCCAAGGCCGGCAGGGCCGCCGCGUCUCCCUGGCCCCGCCCUCGCCACGGGGCCGCGCGGGAGCCUGGGCGGCCGCGGGCGCCGGAAGCGCGGGAGCAGCCUGGGCCCUGGGAGUGGGCUCCGAUGCUGGGAGGCCUCGGUGGCCCCGAGUUCGUGAGGGCGGAGCGGAGGCGAGACCGCGAUCGCUCCUCGCCCCCCAGCCCCGGAGAGCGGCGGGCGCAGGAGGCGGGCCGCGCCGCCGCCGCGAGCGUGACCAAGUUUGGAAGCGCGCGGGCAGGGGACGCUGGCGCGGGCCGCCUGCCGAGGACGGGCGCUCGUUCUCCGCGGCCAGGCCUGCGGUCCCGGGAGGGAGGGACAGGUCCCCAAGGAGCUCCGGGCCGCCAGCCCGAGCUCCAGAGGGGUCUGAGCCCGAGGGGCAGAGGAGGGGGCUGUGGCCCUGACCCCGCGCCCAAAACGGGCGCAAGGCGGGGGAAGCCCCAGCCCCACGUCUGUGUGUGUUGCUUUGUUGUUUUUUUCCUCCUAUGUGUGGGUUUUUUCUUGGAGCUGUUUCAUAGGAAUUCCUGUAAUAAAGACUUGGUGUUCUCUUGGU